AGGUCAUCCAGUGCGAGAGCACAUUUAAUUCUAUCAAAAUACUUGCUAUACAAACAGAAAUUAAUAAUUAAGGUCCGAGUUAAUGAAUUCUACUGUGUUUAAUAAUUCAUUACGACUAUAAAAAUGGAACCCAACAAACUGGUUUGAAUUUUUAAAAAAAAAUAAAGGCGUGGAAUCGUAUGUUCCGAUCAAUCUGACAGAAAACCUCGACUAGUGAACAAUGCUGUUUAUAAAGGUAAAAGAUUAUUCAAUUCACGUCAAGUGCAUCAAAAUUAUAUUCCUUCUAAGCUGUAUCACUCCGACUGUUUGCUCAAAAUCCUUCAUAUUUGAGGCAGAGGAUUCACACACUGUUGGGUCACUGAACAUUGGCAACAAUGAUUUAGGUGGCGUGUCUCGAUCGGAAGCCAGUGGAAGGAAGGCUGUGCACAUGUAUCAGGGACACUAUCUAGAGUACACAUUUUGUGUACACAGAGAAACCAAUGUAAAGAUUUCGAACAUACGAUUUUCCAAUGAUGGACCACAUGACGAAUACUUGGUCGAAAUUGACGGGAACAUAGUGGGAGAAUAUAAAACAGGAACACAAACUGGUACUGGAAAUGCUUGGAAUAAUUAUCAUUCAAGUGGACUUGUCGGUACGGGUGUAAUUCUUGCUGCGGGUAACCAUAAAAUAAAACUUCUGGUGGCUGUUUCUGACCAGUGGGGGGCAGAAGUUGACUUCAUUCUGGUGGACGUCGAUGACCAGAAAUUGGACGAAUUAGGAUUCCAUUGUGAUAUGUUUUGUUUUGACGACAUCACAUUUAAAAAAGUUAAAAAAUUAGACAGUGUUCCUGGGUCAAGAUUUGAUCAGAAGAGCUUCAGGUCAUCUUGCUCCGAGGAGGCAAACGUCAAAGUGGCUGUAUACAAUGAUUUCGCUACAUUGUUCCGCUUGACUGCAUCAAAUCCAAAGUAUAAAACGUUUUCCAACAAUCGCCUUCCAAACUAUAGUGGUUGCAAUGUUGGUCGCCCUACGUUAAACUUUUCUAAUAUAGCUGUUGAUCCAUAUGAACAAAGCAUUUCUACAAAUAAAUUUAAGAUUGACUUUGCAGGUUCCCCAAAUUACGUUAUAAUGGCCGUUACUUUUUUUCAGCCCAAACUCUCGUUGACAAGAGACCCAAACGAACAUAGAGUCGGUUCCGUCUUGACUAUUAAAUUUAAAGAUGAAGGAGCACCUUUUGACCUGGAUAUCUCUUAUUUGGGUGAAUCUCGUCGGUACAUCAGUUUUGAUAGACUUAAAGUUGAUCCUAAAAAUAAGACAAUUCAUACCUGGAAAAUUCCGGACCAUUCCUGGAGUUUAACCCAGGAAAAUAUUGUACGACUUGGCUUUUCCUCAUCACAAGCAGUGAAUACAUUCAUUGAAAGUAUAACGCUUAAAAAACGGGAGACGGUUCACAACAAAACCGUCCUCUAUCAGGACAACAAAUAUAUCAUAGAGGGUACCGACAUCGACUCCGGGUAUAUGGAAGAACACACGAUGGCCACUAAAAGUAAAUAUACUAAGGAAGUGUACAAUAAUCUUGAUUUAAUUCAGGUGUAUGCCAAACUGCCUUGGAGCAGUGGGUUCUCCCAGGUAUUUUCUUUGUAUCACGAUGGAACAGCUAGCCUACUUCCCAUUACCCCUCAUGGUCUUGAUUGGAUACCAUUUGGAACGACCGUUGUCAUUGGUCCAAACAAUGCGAGUGACCCUCGCCCAACUUCACCAAUCAAAAACGUCGAACUAGAUCCAAUCAAUAUGAUAUUUGAAGUAGAAUUUGUUCAUGGCGACCGAGCUUCUCUUUCUGUUGAUGCGAUGGAUUUUGAAACUGUUCUCACUGUAAAAUAUGGUGAAAUCAAACAUAACAGAAAGAUAUACCCUCUAAUGACCGUGCUUUCCACGUGGAUAUCUGACGGAUAUAGCCUUACUGAUCAAAUAUCUGUGAAUGGUGAUACACCAAGAAAAAUUAUGGGAAAUUGGAAAACUUUGUACGGCACAUCAGCCAUGUUUUACCGAAAAUGCAUCUCCAGUUAUCAUACAAUGAGUCCUGAUCUUAGGCUUGAAGUGAUAGAUGCAGACGAACUUGUGAUAUAAUUCAAUACUUACGAACAAAUAGGACUCGAUUCUUCCUGUAAAAAAAUUAUAAACUGUGGAAUGACAAAAAUGAAAUCGAAAUUUAUUCCACAUCUCCCAGUCUUUUGCUAAUAAAUCAUCUAUAAGCAAUCUGAAUAAUAAUGAUAGGUAGAGGGGUUUAAUUAAAUUCAUGUUUUUUAAUUCUAUAUACAUGUAGGUACCCUGUUAUUUCAAAACAACGAUGAUCCGCUGGAAUGUUGUACUCAUUACAAUUAUGAUAUUUACUGUUUAUGUGGUGCUUGAUUGUAUUUAGGUGCUGUAUAUGCCUUUAUAUCUAUAUGACAAAAUAGUACGCUUGUUCUAUAUUAAAAAUAAACGAUGAUGAUUCCGUAAUAGAUAUAGUUUACAUGUAUACAUUUACAGGGGGAUCCAAAAUAUCUGAUACCAUUUUGAAGGAUGAGCUCACAAAAAGAAAAUUUUCAAAUUUUUAUACAUGCUUUUACAUUUUAUACAGCAUAUGUCAAAUAUAGUUUACUUUUUUCAAGCUACCAUCCUAUUUUACCAAAUAAACAGCAAUUAUGAUUAUAAUUGAA
Messenger RNA from Saccostrea echinata, 2676 nucleotides. RefSeq lists its product as uncharacterized. NCBI's taxonomy places the organism in Eukaryota, Metazoa, Mollusca, Bivalvia, Ostreida, Ostreidae. The coding region runs from base 221 to 2104 and encodes 627 amino acids. The record is from RefSeq and is a predicted model, not a curated record. The transcript has 2 exons.